AUGGCCAGCCCAGCCCACGAUGGCCCAUCUGAGGUCCCAGACGAUACUGGCAAGCCAGCAUCCGUACUUUCGUCAGCUCCUAACGACCAAAACUUAGAGGAAGAAGGAAAUGUUCGGCAAAAGAACAAAGCCCUGUCACGCUUCAAGAUUGCCUACGGGCUUUCGUCGUUCGGAUUUUCGCCCGCAUUCGCCGGCAUGAUCACCUACGGCCUGUUCCAAUUGCAAACGAUCGGGUUUAUGAUAGGCCACGAACCGGGCAAGCCUGCUGGUACCGGCUGUAUGCCCGGUGCCACCUCAUGUCGAGUUCCCUGGGCGAGCAAAGGCGAUGUGAACCUCACUUCCUUCAUCCUCUACCUCAACGCUAUCAGUUAUGCCGUCAGCGGUGCGUUGAUCUUCUUCAUCAGCGCAGCUGGAGACUAUAUGAACUGGAAGCGCGAACAGUAUGUCUUUUUCGUUAUUGUCUACGGAGCUCUUUGCCUACCCAUGGCGGCCAUGACAGGUAUUGACCUCAAGACCUUAAACACGAUCGCCGGCCUUUACGUGGUCUUUAAUCUGGUCGGCUUUAUUGUCCAAACCUGGAUGAAGAUCUUCAUUCCCUACACUAUGCAAGCCGCCGCGACCACGCCGUCCUCGUCGCAGCAAGCGGCAAUGCCCAGCCUCUCGGAACAACAGGACGUUGACAAGAAAAGGGGUGCCAGCGAAAGUGCCGGAGUGCAGAUGAGUCUGUGGUUCUCGAAUGCCAUGAACUCAAGCACUAUCAUCUUCUAUCUGAUUUAUAUUGGCAUCAGCUAUGCCAGUUUUCAGGCGCAGACAUCGGCGGGGCUCUGGAUCACCACGGGUGCUGGUGCGCUCUGUGUGCUCUCCAAUAUCGUUGCCUGGCGCUGGCUUCCCAACCCACCCAAAGAUCCGAAUCAAAAGAAGAUCAAGUGGCUCGUUCUGCCCUUCACCGCCUUUGCCGAGCUUUGGCGAGGCAUUCGUCGGUACCCAGAAGCGUUUAAAUACCUGAUCGCCUACACGAUUUACAACGAUAGCACUUUUGCUUUUGGCAGCGUCAUCAGCCAGCUCUUCAAUCUGCAGGUUAGACCGAGUAUUCGCGAGUUCACUGCCUACUCGAUGACUUCGUAUAUCUCUUCCAUUAUGCUUCUAACUAUUUGGUACUUCGUGCGUCCACACCUUCGUAUAACUCUGCGUCAGUGGAUCAUCGUUGCAUACUCUAUCAUGGCAUUCACUUGCUUCUGGUGUCUCCUGGGCUUGAGUGCUUCGAGCAAGGUCGGCUUCAAACACCGUUGGGAGUUCUACGUCAUGGCUUUCCUUCAAGGAGUUUGCAGCGGUGUCACCUCGGCAUGCUUCCCUGUUGUCUUCUGCCAGCUCUUUCCGAAGGGGAACGAACUCAAGUAUUUCGGAUUCCAAUUGGUGCUCUCCUGUUCCACCCUUUGGAUCCCCCAGGUCAUCGAUGGCCCUAUCGUAAACGCCACCAACAACCUCCGCCUCCCAGCCAUCAUUUCCUUCGUUUUCUUCCUACUCUGCAUCUACCUUGCUUGGUGGACGGACGAUGUCAAAGGUAUUCACCGUGUUAAGAUGCUGGAGGCCGAAUCCGAUAACGAUCACGGCAAGCCUUGA
Molecule: messenger RNA, 1620 nt
Organism: Sporisorium graminicola
Lineage: Eukaryota; Fungi; Basidiomycota; Ustilaginomycetes; Ustilaginales; Ustilaginaceae
Exons: 2
Coding region: 1-1620 (539 amino acids)
Biological process (GO): amino acid transmembrane export from vacuole
Source: RefSeq, a predicted model, not a curated record